Neurospora tetrasperma FGSC 2508 is the source of this 1555-nucleotide messenger RNA. RefSeq lists its product as uncharacterized. The transcript is spliced from 3 exons. Lineage: Eukaryota; Fungi; Ascomycota; Sordariomycetes; Sordariales; Sordariaceae. The record is from RefSeq and is a predicted model, not a curated record. Gene Ontology annotation, molecular function: structural molecule activity. Bases 118 to 1392 code for a protein of 424 amino acids. Gene Ontology annotation, cellular component: proteasome regulatory particle, lid subcomplex. Gene Ontology annotation, biological process: ubiquitin-dependent protein catabolic process.
UACGCCGCAUAUCCCCCCGCGACCUCGAGUAAUCACCAUCGUAUUCGAUUGCCAAACUCUCGAUCUAUACUACCACCGCUUACCACUUGGCGACCGGGACAACCAGCACACGACACCAUGGCCCAGGGCGAAGCAUCAGAGAGAGUGCGCGAGGCGCAGAAGGUGGUCUCGACCGAUCCUCGCCAGGCCGAGCAGAUUUACAAGGAUAUCAUCUCCAAGCCGCCAUCAGUCACCUCUGACGCGGCCAUCCGGGAAUAUGAGACGGCUUUGAUUCACUUGGGAGAGCUCUAUCGCGACGAGAAGAACACACAAGGCCUUGUAGACCUCGUAACCCAGAGCCGCACAGUUCUCUCCUCGUUCGCAAAGGCAAAGACGGCAAAGCUUGUCCGCCAGCUCCUCGACCUCUUCGAAGCCAUCCCCGACUCUCUCGACAUCCAGAUUUCCGUCACCAAGUCGUGUAUAGAAUGGGCCACAUCAGAGCGCCGCUCCUUCCUCCGCCAGAACCUCGAAACCCGUCUUGUCGCCUUGUACAUGGCCAAGCAGUCCUACUACGAUGCCCUGACGCUCAUCAACGGUCUCCUCCGUGAGCUCAAGCGCAUGGACGACAAGCUCGUCCUCGUCGAAGUCCAGCUGCUCGAGUCGCGGGUAUACCACGCCCUCGGCAACAUUGCCAAGGCCCGCGCCGCCCUCACCAGCGCGCGCACGAGCGCCGCCUCCGUCUACACCCCUCCUCUGCUCCAGGCCAACCUGGACAUGCAGUCGGGCAUGCUGCAUGCCGAGGACAAGGACUUCAACACGGCCUUCAGCUACUUCAUCGAGGCGCUGGACGGCUACCACACGCAGGAGGAGCCACAGCGGGCCCAGGCCGCGCUGCAGUACAUGCUGCUCUGCAAGAUCAUGCUCAACCUCGCCGAUGACGUCAACCAGCUCAUGACCUCCAAGCAGGCCGUCAAGUACGCCGGCAAGUCGCUCGAGGCCAUGAAGGCCAUCGCCCGCGCCCACAGCAACCGAUCUCUCGAGGAGUACGAGCGCGCCCUGGCGGCUUACCGGUAUGAGCUGGGCAGUGACACCUUCAUCCGCAACCACCUGCGACGCCUGUACGAUGCCAUGCUGGAGCAGAACUUGAUCAAGGUCAUUGAACCCUUCAGCCGCGUGGAAAUUGACCACAUCGCCAAGAUGGUCGGCUUGGACACCCAGCAGGUGGAAAGGAAGCUGUCGCAGAUGAUCCUGGACAAGGUGAUCAUUGGAGUGCUAGACCAGGGCGCCGGCUGCCUCAUCAUUUACGAUGAGACGCACCGGGAUGAGGCGUACGAUGCGGCGCUGAAGACCAUUGAGAAGCUUAGCAAUGUGGUUGAUGUACUUUAUACCAACCAGGCCUCGCAGCUUGAGUAAAAAGCGAGGUUCAAGGCAGAAGCAGGGUUUAAAUGGAUGGAUGGAUGGAUGGUUUAAGGGUUUACAGCAUGGGGUUCGUCUGUAACAUUACGCUUAGAUAUGGUAUUAGUCGGGCGUACUGAACUAAACACGAUAAACCGCAUGAUCAUAAGUCUAAGUUUUG